GCCACCCACAAUUAGAUGUUGUAUUCUUCCCUAGUCUAGUCCACUACGCUGAGCUCAGUCACCCUCGCCACUCACCAAGACGAGAUGACUUUGCUGGAUCCACACCAGACUGUCAUCCAUCUCAUCUGGCAAGGAUAGAGCAAUUCUUCCAAGAUUCACCGGUCAACAACCCAAACCACCCUCCAAAAUAAAAAAUGCCCACGGCCGCCCUCCUCCUGAUCCUCCUCCUCUGCACCGCCGCAGUCCCCAGCACCUCCGCCCCAAUCCUAGGCCUAGACUCCUUCCUAACCCACCAAUCCCACCUGGACCCCAAAUCCACAAACGACCCCUUCCCAUCCCUGGCUUCUUCCCUCAAGAAAUCCCUUGCCGCCUCCGGCCCAGGCCCUCUCCCCAUCCCUUCCCUCAUCUCCGACCUCCUUUCCCUCUCCCUCCCAAUACCUCUCCACAUCCGCCUUGUGGGCCCCACCUUCUCUUCCUCCUCCCCUUCCGUCCUCAAUUCCUUCCUCCAAUCGUCCCUUACUUCCUCCCAUUUCCACCUCAUCUCUUCUUCUCUGUCCUCCCACUCUCUUUCCGUCCGUCACUCCCUCCACCUAGACAUCUCCCUUUCUUCCUCCUCCCUCGUCUCUUCCCUGUCCGCCGCCCUAUCCUCCGCCAUCUCCUCUACUCCUUCCUCCCUCCGCUCUCCUCUCCUCUCCGUCCCAUAUUCCACCAUCGACCCCAUCAUUUUCCGCCAUUUCGACUCUGAUAAAACCGACAAUUCCCUUUACAUUUACAUUCUCAAUCUCGGGCUCUCCUCGAAGCAACCUUACGCUUACUCUUACACUCAUUCUGACUCUUCCGCGGGCUACACCAAUUGCUUAGGGACCCUUUGGACAGGCAAAAAAAGGUAUCUUUGGAUUGAUCUCGGGGCUGGUCCGGUUGACUAUGGACCGGCCUUAUCCGGUGAUGGGGUACUUCCAAGAGGCGAGUUUCACCCUUUAGCGGCCUUACAUGGAAGACCCAAAUCUGAAAAGGCCUUGCUUUCGGAGUUGGCUUCAUUGAUAUACAGUGCUUAUCAGGUACUUGUUGUUCCUCCUUUGAGAAUUCCUGUUCAUUUUGAGAAUACUUUAACUGUUCAGUUUAUUCAUGUUCACGCUUCUGAAAGUAAGGAUUCAAGCGGUUUGGAUUGGAAUCAGAUUAUAAAAAAGUUUCAUGAUGAGGCAAAUGAUGGUGAAUUGUUGUUUGGCAAUCAGACUUUAGAGUUUAAGAGGUACAGUGUUAGGUACGAGGAGUGUUCUAUUUGUUCUUUUGCGGUUUCUAGGUCUAUCAAUUCAUAUACUUCGAGGUUCCUGUUUGAUAAUUAUACUUUAAUUGUAAGCGAAUAUUUGGAUUCAAAGCGUUUGCACCAGAUAUUGUCUGAUUCAGCUGAGGAGUUUAGGAGGGUUGCAGGGUUGCCCGAGGAGGAAUUGGGUAGCAGGGUGCUUCCUAUUUAUGUGUUUGAUUUGGAUUAUAACACCAUUUUGUUGCUUGAUCGGUAUCAUCAGUCUGUUGCAUUUAAAGAUAUGGUUAUCGCUGUUAGGACAAAGACUGCUCAGACUGUGAGUGAUUACAGUUGUAAUGGUCGUCAUGUUUUUACACGUACGAGGGAGCUGGAGAGGCCACUUGUUGGUUCACUUUUACAGAGUAUGUGGGGAGUGUCACCGACUCAUUUGUUGUGGAGCCCUACGCAUAAUAGUACGCUGGUGGAUUACUCAUGGAGUGUUGGUCAGACACCUUUUGGACCAUUUUCGGAGAUUUCCUCAUUGUCUUUCGUGCAGAAGGAUGCAGCUCGGAGAAAUUUUCUCUUGACGUCAUUGAAUUACAGUAUAACAAGUGCUAUCGAUGUUCUUGAAUCUGUAUAUGCACAUGGUGGGGAUAGAAAUCUCCUUAAACAGAAUCAGCAUGUUGAGUUCAUACAGAGGUGGCACUUGUUCAGGUAUAAGCUGGACAAAGCGGUUUCUUCUUUGUCACAUUUUGACUUUGAGAUGGCAUUCUAUUACAUAAGGUCCUCAGAUCAUGAUCUUUAUGCAAUGCACAAUCUUGUAUACACUGCAUCACAAGAAAUUGAAGCGUCACUUGUUUGUUUCAAGGACCCACCAUUUCCAUGGGCUUCACUAUCAUUUUGUGCAGUUGGUUUCCUUGCUCUCUCUUAUGUUUAUGCAAAAAGAGACAAACUUUUCAGGAACAAGAGGAAGCAGUUUUGAAAGUUUUAAUGAAACAAAGUUUGUAUCAUUUGAACAUAGUAGAGCACAUGUAUUUCUGUCAGAGAUGUAAGUCUCAAGAUUGAAAAUUAGUUUUAGUCAAGAAUUACUUAAAUGUUAGGGAGAAUUCUACUUUGUUACUCAAAUUUUCCCAACCUCAUAAUCUCUCGACUUAUGCUAUAUUUCCAUUGCAUGUUGGAUAAAUGUCAAUUUUAUGCACUUUCUUA
Messenger RNA from Theobroma cacao (cacao), 2446 nucleotides. Lineage: Eukaryota; Viridiplantae; Streptophyta; Magnoliopsida; Malvales; Malvaceae. The record is from RefSeq and is a predicted model, not a curated record.